Molecule: messenger RNA, 953 nt
Organism: Pneumocystis carinii B80
Lineage: Eukaryota; Fungi; Ascomycota; Pneumocystomycetes; Pneumocystales; Pneumocystaceae
Exons: 3
Coding region: 47-910 (287 amino acids)
Biological process (GO): DNA recombination
Source: RefSeq, a predicted model, not a curated record
UUGAAAAAUUAAAAAAAAUUAAAAAACAUAGAUAAAAGUUGAUAAAAUGGAGUCAAAAAUAGAACGAUUAGAUUCUUCUUGUGAAAAGGAAUCGAUUGAUACCAAUAUUGUCCAGGAAAAACAGGCUGGGUCUAAAAGACUACAUAGUGAAACGGAGGACAAAGAUUCUUUAAAUUAUAAGAAAAGUCCUGUUUUAUUGAAAAAACAGUGUGUUUCUAUGAAAAAAUUGAAGCAACCAUUUCGGUCACCUUUAAAAGUUAAUAGUACUAUUACCAGUGAGCCAUUGGAGGUAAAGAAUAAUUGUAAUAUUCCAAGAACUCUUGAAAGUUCGAAAAUUGUUGAAGGAAGCGAAAAUAUAGAGCCAAUUGCUGCACCACAUGAUAGCGAAGGUUCUACGCUAAUAUCAAAGGUGUCUGUUAAAAAAACAGCCUUUAGAUCACCUUUAGUAUCUAGUAAGAAUAUAGGAGAUCCUGAUACAAUUGCUUUAUAUAAAAAAAAGAUGGAACUUGAACGAAAAAUAUGGGAGGUUGAUGAACAAAUAAAAACGAUAGAAACAGCUAAAAUGUAUGAAAAUAAGGAUGAUUGUAAAUUGGGGCGAUUGGUUGAUAAAUGGCGUGUAGCAGCUCAACAGGCAGCUACACAGCUUUUUGCUGUUGUUUCAGAAAAGAUUGAAUCAGUAGGAGGGAUAAGUGCAUGGUAUAGACAAUUUGAAGAGUCAAGGAGUAUAUUAUUAGAGUGGGAUCAACCUCCAAAACCUGAGAUAGAAGAUACAGAUUAUGAUAGAGAAGAUUCGCAAAAUAAUGAAGAAGCAUCACAGCCUGAAGUAUUUACGAUGGCUAUAAUGCUCCAGAAGCUGAAUAUACCUCCUGAAUUAAUUGGAUGGGAUGCAGAAUCCGAAACCUGGCUAUAAUAUUAAAUAAAAGUUAUAUUUUUGAAAAGCAAAUGGUUUCAAA